Molecule: messenger RNA, 1113 nt
Organism: Uranotaenia lowii
Lineage: Eukaryota; Metazoa; Arthropoda; Insecta; Diptera; Culicidae
Exons: 1
Coding region: 1-1113 (370 amino acids)
Source: RefSeq, a predicted model, not a curated record
AUGUUCGAAUUGUGGUCACUUCCUCUUUCCACGAUUUGCAACCAAGUUCAAACCAACCAAGUUACAUCGAUCCAGCACUACAAGGCGGCGUUCCCAAAUGUUUUCAACAACACACUUGGGCAUUGCAAGAAAGCAAAAGUGCAACUGUUUCUCAAGCCGGAUGCACGACCUGUAUUCAAGCCGAAGCGACCAGUGCCAUUCACCUCAGUGGCAAAGGUUGACGUCGAAAUUGACCGUCUGGAGAAGUUCGGAAUUAUCAACGCAGUCGAUUUUUCUCAAUGGGCCGCUCCUAUCGUCGUGUUAAGGAAACCAGGUGGCAAGGUUUGUAUGUGUGCUGAUUAUUCCACUGGAUUGAAUGCAUCUCUUGAGGCCAACAAUUAUCCACUUCCGGUUCCGGAAGAUAUAUUCUCUAAACUCAACGGUUGCAAGUUUUUCAGCAUCAUCGAUCUUUCCGAUGCAUAUCUUCUAGUAGAAGUGGACAACAAAGCCAAGAACAUUCUCACAAUCAACACACAUCGAGGUCUCUACCGUUUCAAUCGCCUUGCACCGGGAGUCAAGUCAGCACCCGGGGCUUUCCAACAGCUCAUGGGCGGUAUGAUUGCGGAUCUUGAGGGUGUGGAAUCGUUCCUGGACGACAUCAUCGUCUUCAGCAAAACAUUCGACGAUCAUCACAAAUUCUUCAUCGCUCUUUUCAAACGCCUUGAAGAAUAUGGUUUUCAUAUGCGAGAAGAAAAGUGCAACAUCCUCCGACAUCGCAUCAAGUAUCUUGGGCACAUUGUUGACGCCGACGGUCUGCAUCCUGAUCCAGCUAAGGUUGAAGCAAUCGCCAAGAUGCCACCCCCAAGCGAUGUCACUACGUUGCGCUCUUUUCUGGGCGCAGUCAACUACUAUGCCAAGUUCGUCCAAGAAAUGCAUCAACUAGGACGUCCACUCGAUGCUCUUCUCAAGAAGAAUGUCAAAUUCUAUUGGUCCCGUGAAUGUCAGCAAUCUUUCGACAGGUUCAAAGCCAUUCUUCAAUCCGACCUGUUGCUCACACACUUCGAUCCUUCGCUGGGAACUAUCGAUUUCCUGACGGUUCCCUCAAGGCGAUUGCGCAUGCAGCCAAGUCCCUGA